AUGUUGGGAGGCAACUAUGACAACCCUUUACCGCAGGAUAGCCAGUUUCAGUAUCAGUCAAACACUUCCCUGAAUCAGCCUCAAUUGGUUGGAACCAUGAACGCUGGUUGCACUAUUGAUCCUAUAAACUACUUUGCUAAUGAUAACCUUGCUCUGAUGACUCGGAAUAAUAGCAAACGCGCUAGGGAAACCGAGAUCAUACAGAGACAGCAGAAGCUGCAGAUCUCUUUGAACUAUAACUACAACAACAAUAGUGUUGUUCAAGAUGAAGCCCCAAAGCACAACUUAGUGUCAACUGGUCUGAGACUAUCUUAUGACAACGAUGAGAGAAACUCUUGUGUAACUUCUGCAAAUGGAAGCGUCGCAACUCCAAUGUUUCAGUCACUCGGUGACAGUAUCAAGUUGGACUUUGAUAGACAGAAAGACGAGCUUGAUCAGUUUAUCAAAAUCAGGGGGGAUCAACUGGCGAAGGGUGUGAGAGAUAUAAAACAGAGACAUGUCAGAUCUUUUGUCACGGCCUUAGAGAAGGAUGUGUGCAAGAAGCUUCAAGAGAAAGACCAUGAGAUUGAAAGCAUGAACAAGAAGAACAGAGAACUCGCAGAGAAGAUAAAACAAUUGGGGGCUGAGGCUCAGAACUGGCAUUAUAGGGCAAAGUACAAUGAAUCUGUGGUUAAUGCCUUAAAGGUAAAUCUGCAACAAGUGAUGGUGUCACAUGGAAAUAACAUUGGAGGAGGUUUAUUAGCUGAUCAUCAUCAUCACGUUGAAGAAGGGUUUGGGGAUAGCGAGAUUGAUGAUGAGGCAGCUUCAUACAACUACAUGAACAUCCCAGGGAUGCCAAACGCUGGGAUGAGAUGCAAGUCCUGUAACGUGAAGGAGGUUUCGGUCUUGCUUGUGCCUUGUAGGCACUUGAGUUUGUGUAAAGACUGUGAUGUGUUCACUGGUAUUUGUCCGGUUUGUCAUUCUUUGAAAACUUCUAGCGUCCAGGUCUUUUUCACAUGA
Eruca vesicaria subsp. sativa (arugula) is the source of this 999-nucleotide messenger RNA. The record is from the annotation of a GenBank genome assembly. NCBI's taxonomy places the organism in Eukaryota, Viridiplantae, Streptophyta, Magnoliopsida, Brassicales, Brassicaceae.